Molecule: messenger RNA, 1958 nt
Organism: Filobasidium floriforme
Lineage: Eukaryota; Fungi; Basidiomycota; Tremellomycetes; Filobasidiales; Filobasidiaceae
Product: Aldehyde/histidinol dehydrogenase
Exons: 8
Coding region: 35-1462 (475 amino acids)
Molecular function (GO): aldehyde dehydrogenase (NAD+) activity
Source: RefSeq, a predicted model, not a curated record
UCUUCCCUGCCCUACCCUGAGAUCAACUACCAAGAUGCCUUCUAUUCCUAUGCAAACCACAAUCUCGCCUCACGACCAGUCCGCAGUGUGCACUAGACCCCUGGUCAGCGAGGAGCAGCUUGAUGUCGUCAUCUCGGACGCCGUCAAGGCUCAAAAGUCGUGGAAGAGGGUGUCGAUAGACGAGAGGAUUCAGAUCGCCGAGAAAUGGAUGGUCGAAUUCGAACGUCUGAAGGAUGUUUUGUCGGAAGAGAUCACCGUGCAGAUGGGACGGCCCAUCUCUCAAGGACCCGGAGAGGUCGGCGGUGCUCUGUUUCGAGCCAAACACUUGAUCAGCAUCGCAAAGGACUGCCUGAAGGAUAUCCCCCAGACCGCCACCGACACGGAUGCUCUGAAACGGUACAUCAAGCGAGAGCCUUUGGGUGUCAUCGCCAUCGUUGCCCCGUGGAACUUCCCCUACCUAACAGUCGUCAAUUCACUCGUCCCCGCCAUCCUCGCCGGUAACUCGGUGAUCAUCAAGCCGUCCCCGCAGACCCCCUCAGCAGCCGAGAGGUUCAUGACCACCUUUGCCGCCGCCGGUCUGCCACAAAGCGUCAUCCAGGUCAUCCACGCUGACAUGCCUACGACUGCCAAGCUGGCGGCAGACGGCCGAGUGGGUUUCUUGUCCUUCACGGGAUCCGUAGCUGGAGGGACGAUCCUAGCCAAGGCUGCGGCCCAGGGUGAAGGGUUCAAGGGCGUCGGACUCGAACUCGGCGGGAAGGACCCGGCGUACGUGAGGUCGGAUGUGGAUGUCAAGUGGGCUGCUGCAGAGUUGGUGGAUGGUGCCAUGUACAACUCGGGACAAUCGUGCUGCUCCGUCGAACGGAUCUACGUGCACUCGUCGGUGUAUGACGAAUUCGUACAAGAAGUCGUCAAUGUCGCCAGCGCCUACAAACUCGGCGAUCCUCAGGACAAGAAUACCAACCUCGGACCUGUGGUCAGUCUGGCCAGUGCCGAGAGGAUCAGGAAGCAAGUCAAGGCGGCCAUCGAUGCCGGCGCGAAGAACUUGGUGGACGAGAGCAAGUUUGAGGCUGCCAAAGAGGGUACAACAUAUGUCGCUCCUGUCGUCUUGGUCGAUGUCAACCACGAGAUGGAGGUCAUGAUGGAAGAGACUUUCGGCCCUGUAGUUGGGAUCCAAAAAGUCGAUUCGGAUGAAGAGGCUUUGCAAUUGAUGAACGACUCGACUUAUGGUCUCACCGCUUCGGUGUGGACCAACAUCGAAAACCAGGAAUCCGCCGACGCGUUCAACAUGUUCUCUAGCGAGCUCGAAACGGGUACCGUCUUUUUGAACAGGUCCGACGCUCCGGACCCGGCCUUGUGCUGGACGGGUGUCAAGAACAGUGGACGUGGGGUCAGCCUAUCGACUUUCGGAUUCGAUCAGUUGACCAGAGCAAAGUCGGUCAACAUGAAGGUCAAGACGACCUAGUCCGCGACCGAGAUGAUCAGGGUUUAGACCUCCUCCUGUGUGACACAAGACAAGCGAUUCACAAAUAUGCAUGAUGCCCAUUCUGCUGUGACUAAACAAACGGCGAGUCGCGAGUGGAUUUUACAGUUCUUCUGCCUCGUCGGAUCAUAGUAUCUGCCUGAGACGCCGAAACGAGUACCAUGUGACUUCAUUGACCAGGUUCUGAUCUCGACGAGCCGCAGACUCAGGAUUGCACAAGAAUACAAAGAGGACCAGUUUUGAAGGAUCGUUACAUCAAGCUGUCCUAAGCUCCUAAGUCGGCCUCAGCCCCCCAUCUAUCAUCUAUUGGCAAGCCGCAGCCGAUCGCACGAUCGCACAAGAGCCGAAUAUUCCCGCUCUAGUGUCUCGUGCGUCGUGUUUCGUUUCAGAGUCAUCUUGGUAUUGCUUCUACCCUCUGGCCGACAACUACGGGAACUAAAGGAAGGGGGAGGGGGGAAGAGCAUAUCGAUAUGUGCGG